AUGGCCACCAACUGGUUCACGGGCGCUCCCUUCGGGGUGCAGAGCCACAGUUUUGACGUCUCCGCUGUCUAUCCCAACCAGAAGAAGUUCAGCACCUUCAGGGACGCCCCGUACUCCAGGGUUUACUCUGUGGACGUGUCCCACACAGGACCUGGGACCUAUGGCUGCAAGGACACCUGAUUCAGCAUCAAGAAGUUGAAGAAUGAGGUGGGCACAGGCUGCGCCAAGGCCCAGGAAGCCACCCGGCUGACACAGCUGCCCCACUUCCAGUACCGGGCCAUCAUGAAAGAGAAGCGGCAGCAGAAGGAAGAGCUGGGGCCUGGCUCCUACAACUCCAAAGACUUCUUAGAAGAGUUGCAGGAGAAACCGGGCCGCUCCGGGGAGGUUCGCUUCGGAGGACUCAUUGAGAACUACUAUCCAGGCCCUGGAAAUUAUGGGGAGAAGGGCAACCCAUACACGAAGCUGGAGGAGAGUGCCUGGAACUGGUCUCAUUCCAAGGGCCUCAUGUGCAGGAUGACCAACAAGCCACCCCCCUUGGCUCAUCAGGGGAGCGGUCUGGCACUGGUCACCUACACCUUCAAAAGUGGCAUCGAGGCGUACCUGGCACAAUCCAUGGGCACCGGCAGCCUCUAUGACACUUUCUCUGGUGACCGAAGCAAGCCCCAGCCUUAUGGACAUUACUCUGUGCAGAAAAAAAAGGCUCAGGGAACUAAUUUCAAGAGCUUCGUGGAAGAACUUGACUCACAUCACAAUAAGAAGCGUGGUGUUUUUUCAAAAGUUCCCCGCAACCCGGAAACCCCUCCAGAAGGAAUUUAUUGGGCCACCCUUAGCCAGUGUCCCCCCAAAACUAGUGCCACGUCUGGUCCUGGUACGUGGCUUCCUCCAGAGAAGGAAUGCAAACACAUCAACCAACCACCGUUCCUGCUGUCUUCCAAGCGGAUAGGCAUAAAGGCCUCCCAGGUGAUUCUGGGAACCUGGAACCCCGUGGGUGUGGGUCGCUACCUCAACACCCAGCUGAUGGAGACAAAGGACCAUCGGCAGCGAUACCGGUCCCUGUUCAUGGGUGGAUCCAAGUGCUACCUCUUGGACCCGGCCCGGGACAUGCUCAUGCAUUGAGUGCUGCUGGAGCUCCAGGAAAGAAUCACACCUUUUACUAAGGGGAAGUGCCCUCCAACUGUGGAUUACAAUUCAGAUACUAUUCCUUAA
Messenger RNA from Eubalaena glacialis (North Atlantic right whale), 1206 nucleotides. It is a transcript of the gene CIMAP2, whose product is annotated as ciliary microtubule associated protein 2. The transcript has 10 exons. The record is from RefSeq and is a predicted model, not a curated record. Lineage: Eukaryota; Metazoa; Chordata; Mammalia; Artiodactyla; Balaenidae.